AUGGAAUACAACUGGAAACUUUUGGACAUCUGCCUGCUGCUGCUGUGCACGACGUUGUCCACGUCUCGAAUGCAGUGGAGCAUACGAAAACCCACCAAUUCGGUGACCAUACGACAGAGUGCUGUGAGCAUGUGCCUGAAUCAUGCGAGUGGCAGCUUUGUGGAGCAUCCGGACGAUUGUCGCAUGUUCUAUUUGUGCCAGGACAAUGGCGAUGCUGUGCUUGCCUCCUGCCCGUCCAAUAUGUAUUACAAUAAGGUGAACAAAAUUUGCGAUACGGCUGAUAAUGUUAAGUGCAAGAAUAGCAGCAGCAGCGAGAUCAGCAAUGCACCUGACACCGGCGAAAACGAGCUGAACAACAUGGUCACGGAUGCGGCUACUUAUUGUGCGACGUUAACGCCACAGGCGGGCACCGAUCGGAUUGUGUAUAUUGGCAGCUCGAGCAGUUGCAAUAAUUAUUACAUUUGCUAUUAUGGACAGGCUAUACUGCAAGAGUGCAGUGUGGAGCUGCACUGGAAUGCAGUGACGGCCAAAUGUGACUUGCCGGAGCGCGCCAAGUGCACGCUGGAGGAGAAUACAGUGCCUGUGCAGCCGCCUGGUGAUAUUGCCAGCGAGCUUUUGCAUUGCCCGGCCUAUGGACAGCAUCUGUAUCCGCAUAUGCAGCGCUGCGAAUUCUUUAUUUAUUGUGUUAAAGGUCAUGCAACCUUGCAGCAGUGCCCGUUUUACUACUUUUUCGAUGUGAUCACCAAGACCUGCCAAUGGUCACGCACGGCGCUGUGUGUGAGGGAUUUGAAUUUUCCGCGCCAUUAGUAAUAAUAUAAUCGAUAUCGACAGUUCCACAAAAAAAAAACACACACACACACACACACAAAAGAGUGACCGUAUCGGUAGCAAUUAAUCGAUACUAAGUAUCCGCCUAUUCGAGUCGAUUAAUAUUUGUCGUGAUGGCAUGCCAUAUUACACCAAAAUUUUCAAUGCGACGGUCACACUGUUGUUGGCCUGGCCACUGUUUACACGAAUUUUUUUAUAAUUAAAAUGAUAAAUUGUGCAGCGCUGCUUAACAAUAUGAAUUAAAUAAUAAAACCAAGAAUAUAGCUUAACUAUGUCCUUACUAAAACUCAGCAUACAAGUUUUACGACAAGCAACAAAGUAAACAAAAA
Messenger RNA from Drosophila virilis, 1157 nucleotides. Its product is annotated as probable chitinase 10. Gene Ontology annotation, cellular component: extracellular region. Gene Ontology annotation, molecular function: chitin binding. Lineage: Eukaryota; Metazoa; Arthropoda; Insecta; Diptera; Drosophilidae. The record is from RefSeq and is a predicted model, not a curated record.